AUGUCAAGCAUUAUGCUUAAUUGUAAGACCACACAGCAUCAAGAUUGUUCAAUCUGUUUUUCCAACCCAGCUAAGAUGCCGAUGGUGCUGGGAAUUCCGAGAGUUGCGCACAAAGUCAGCCCUAUCAAGUACAGAGACGAUUAUCAGCAUCAAUUCGUGCGUCGGAACCUGUAUCGCAGAGGCCAUCCACUUUUCCAAAAUCAGAGCGAAAUAAUGUACAUGUACGAAUGGGCGUUGAUAGUAAGUCUUGGUCUGCUUGGGCCAAGCGGAUCGUGCAAUGAAGAGGAAACCAUGUUGACGCCAAGAGCCUGGAAUCGCUCGACCGCCGAGUUCCAUCCAAAUUCGGCCAUGGAGCUGCCAAGAUGGGACUCCAUGCCGGCACGCUUGGUUUAUGUAACUCGUCUAUGGACUGUUUUUCUGCCCUUCUCCCCUCUAAUUGGAGUCCAGACAGCUGAGUCCUGGCAGUCUGUAAACAUCGGAUCUUGGGGACAGUUUGGACGACCCCAAGAUCCGCGGGUAAAUAUACCUCAGCCUUUUAGGGAUACUGAACGUCCCCUUGGCACCUCAUGCAUAAUUGCUCACUCAGGCUUGGCACUAUUUAUCUCCGGCCAGCCAUUCGAGAAAGGAAGGACUUCCAUGCUCCGAGGACACAAGGAAAAGCAAAUGGGAACGUUGAAAGUCUUGGCCAUGCCCGCCAACACGGCAGAUACACGAAUCAGCAAUCAAUUCGACAUUCUCAGUAAAUAG
Messenger RNA from Colletotrichum lupini, 747 nucleotides. RefSeq lists its product as uncharacterized. NCBI's taxonomy places the organism in Eukaryota, Fungi, Ascomycota, Sordariomycetes, Glomerellales, Glomerellaceae. The record is from RefSeq and is a predicted model, not a curated record. The transcript is spliced from 8 exons. Bases 1 to 747 code for a protein of 248 amino acids.